Molecule: messenger RNA, 8775 nt
Organism: Diabrotica virgifera virgifera (western corn rootworm)
Lineage: Eukaryota; Metazoa; Arthropoda; Insecta; Coleoptera; Chrysomelidae
Gene: nej
Product: CREB-binding protein
Exons: 23
Coding region: 957-8084 (2375 amino acids)
Biological process (GO): positive regulation of transcription by RNA polymerase II
Cellular component (GO): nucleus; histone acetyltransferase complex; transcription regulator complex
Molecular function (GO): chromatin DNA binding; zinc ion binding; transcription coactivator activity
Source: RefSeq, a predicted model, not a curated record
UAAUUUCAACAGUAAAAUUAUCUGCAGUUAUCUAUUAAAUAAGAAUUAUUAAGUAUGCAUUUAAAUAGUGCCACAGUAAAACAAAAAGAAUAUUAUAUUAUUUAAUACUAAAUUUAAACCUUAAAAUGUAUGUUGGCGUUCUAAUUUGCCGGUAAAAUAUUUAUAUUUCCUAGUUCUUUUUGUUUAUACCAUCUUCCAAAAUCUUCAUGUUUUGGAUGUUUUGUUUCUACUUCGAGCUUCAAGGUUCUUCUAAUCUGUGUUCGGACUUCUCCGUAUAUUCGUAAGUGACGUCACAUGUGACGACGGACGCUGCGUCACAACAUUUCUUCCGGAGUUAUCAAGCCAAUCAAAUAUACGGAUGGGAUCACAUGACAGACGACAACCAAUCAAAGCAUAAACAGGUUUUAUUAGACAAGAGAAUUUCUGACAAGCGUAGAAAAAGUUUCAACAGCCGCCAUUUUGCCUGUUUGAAGUCGCGUAGAAAUUCAGAUGAUUUUCUUCUCUCCUACUGUCUUAUGUAUAUUAUAGAGGCUCGUUUUUGUAAAAUCAGUGUUAGAUAAUAUUAUAGUGUUUUAAUUUUCGUGACGGUUCAUAAUAGUUAGUGAAAAAGUGAAAAAACUUGCUCGAUUAAAUUAGAGAUCAUUGUGCAGUUCCGAUGGAAGAUGGAGAAAGGCAGUCGCGAAAUAUAGUCGACCACUCGCAUUAGUCAAUACUCAUAAUGGCUGAUGGGUGACUUUUAUUCGAUAAAUAUGUGCCUUGUGAGAUGCAUCGACUGUCGAACACUUGGUACAUCGACUGUUUGGCUAUGUUUCUUUCAUAUUUUUGUCCAUAAAUCAUGUAUUUGUUACUUCAGUUACAGUAAAUAGUGGAUUACAGUGCUGCUAGUUUGGUCAGCCGUAGCAUUGGGCCAGUGCUCGGUUUUGGCUUGGUAAACAGCAGAGUGCACCGAUUUUGCCAUGGCCGAUCAUCUUGUUGAUGGGCCUCCUAAUGCCAAAAGGCAAAAAUUGGACCCUUUUCAGGGUCCAUCGGAUUCAUCCGAUGUAUUGUCUAAUAUGCUGGACUUGGAAAAUGAUCUUCCAGAUGAACUUAUGUCAUCUUCGCCAUGGGGUAGCCUAUCUGAUAACAUGACAAGUAGUAAACCACCUGCUCAAGGUCCUGGUCCUGGUAGUUUACAAAAUGGGAUAGAUAAUACAGACAGUAGCCUUCGACAGCAAAUGCAGCUCAAUCAUCUCUUGCAACAAAGUAACAAAGGCUUAGCAGGAAAUACAUUAGUGCUUGCAAGUGGUCCAUUAGGAAACAAGAGUCCAAAUCUCCAAUCACCUCCAAAUGUCUCAGUGGCCAAGGGUGGUGUGGUGGAAGUGAACCUUAGUAAUUUGACAUCUGGUAUUUCUACUAAUGCAGGACUGCAGUCUAUGGCUAAUAAUGGUAAUUCUACACAAGUUAUGAGUUCCGUUCAAGGAAUAAAUAACAGUGGUGGUAAUAUGAUAAUGACAAGUAGCAAUAUGAGUACAAUGGGAGGAAUGGCAGGAGGCGGAUUAGUUGUUAGCAGUACAGUCAAUAAGCCAUUGACAAAUGCCAAUAUGUUUGCACCAGGACAUCCUCAACAUCCUGGUAACCACAAUGUUAAUCAAGGAUUACCCAAUGGGCCCAUGAUGAGUAGGGUGGGCAUGCAUUUAAAUCAGAGGGGGGCACCUUCAAUUCAUAUCAGUGGACCACGAUUACAAGGGGUUGGACCACCACUUUGUGGGACUCAGGGCAUGAGUGGAAAUCCUCAAUAUGCCCAAUACACAAAUCCCAAUUCUGCUGCCCAAGGUGUUGCUGUAGGUGAGUACGGUGUAGUAGCACCACAACAAAAAAUGAACUUGCAAAACUCUUGUCCACGUUUUGGUGGUACCCAGACAACAGCAGGGACAGGAAUUGGACCGCCUGGAUGUGGGGGUGAAGGUGGAAUAGUUCAGACACAACCUCCAGCACCGUCACCAGCUCAGCCACAAUCUGGAGCCCCAACUGGUACACAACCUGGGCCUCAACAAGCUACUCAAAAUCCUGGCGGUCCAUCAGGCACUGGAGGUCCACCAGCACCAUCUACAGAUCCAGAAAAGAGGAAACUUAUUCAACAACAAUUGGUACUUUUACUUCAUGCCCAUAAGUGUCAAAGAAGGGAGUCUCAAGCUAACGGAGAAGUCUGGUCAUGUACUUUACCUCAUUGCAAGACCAUGAAAAACGUUUUGAACCAUAUGACAACGUGUAAUGCAGGCAAGAGUUGUUCAGUAGCUCAUUGUAGUUCAUCUAGGCAAAUUAUAAGUCAUUGGAAAAAUUGUGUGAGAACAGAUUGUCCAGUGUGUUUGCCAUUGAAGCAGGCUGAUAAAAAUCGAAAUAAUCCAAAUGCUGCUACAAACCCUCCACAAAAUAAUCAAUCUCCAAAUCCUUCAGCGACUGACAUGAGGCGAGCAUAUGAUGCUCUUGGUAUUCAAUGCCCAACAACAGCAUCAGGUCCGAGCCCCACAGGUUUACUACCAAAUCCAAGUCAACCAAGACCUGCCUUAAGGUUACCUCUUAAUACUGGAAAUGCCUUACCAAAUAUUGGCAGUAGUAUGCAAGGUGUUCGAGUACUUGCACCUCCUGGACCAGCUGCACCAAAUGUCUCUCUACCAUUGAGUAGUGAUCCUUCCAACUCUGCUCAAGCUCAAGGGAUUAGUCAAACAGCUGCCAGUAUUCAACAAAGUGUUAAUAAUGUCAUGUUUGGCUUAGCUAGUGGAGCAGAAGCUGCAAAUCAAGGAUUAGUAAAUCAAUUACCUACAGGAUUACAACCUGGUCAGGUGACAGCAUCUCCUGUAACGGGUACAAAAGAAUGGCAUCAACAUGUUACCCCUGAUCUCAGAAACCACUUGGUUCAUAAACUUGUACAGGCGAUAUUUCCAACACCUGAUCCUUCAGCUUUACUAGACAAGAGAAUGCACAAUUUGGUAGCAUAUGCUCGAAAAGUUGAGGGUGAUAUGUAUGAAAUGGCAAAUUCAAGAUCGGAAUAUUAUCAUUUAUUGGCAGAAAAAAUCUAUAAAAUUCAAAAGGAAUUGGAAGAGAAAAGACUGAAAAGAAAAGAAAUGCAGUUACAACUUCAACAUUCAUCUCAACAGCAGCAGCAGCAACAAACACAACAACCUCAAAUUAGACCCAAUAUUCAAGGCAUGGUAACCAGACCUGGGGUACCUGUGAAUGUUCUUCCUUGUCAACAACAACAGCAACCUAAUCAAUCACAGCAAGGUGUUAGAAGUGGGUCACCUGCUCUAGGUGGUCCUCCUAUUGGGGGCAUAGGAGUGCUAAAUACUGCUAGUAAUCGGCUCAUGUUUCCAGUUCAACAACAAAACUCACAGCCACCAACUCAACAACAACCAAAUGUAGUUGGUUUACCUGGACCAAGUCCAACUACAUCAAAUCCAGGUCUUUCGCCGUUUGGCAAUCCUCUUUCACAGGGUAGCACACACAACAGCUCAUCAAACAGUCAAUUUCCAGCAACUAGCAAUGGUCCUGUCAGCUUACCUCAGGUCUCUCCAGCAGGCCAAAAUUCUCAAACUAAUCAAUUUAAUGAUAUGCUUAAACAAAACCGAAUACCACCAUCACCAUCUAGCUUUGUUCAACAAACACAAAGCAUGUCACAAUCAAAUCAACAAAAUGUUGCUCAAAAUAGUACUUCUCGAAUACCUACCACUUCAUCAGAUUCCGUUGCAACACCUCUGGCUACCAGUGCUGGUCCUAAGUCUGUCAGUUCUUCCAGGGGUGCAUCACCAGCUCCUGCAACUCCAGUACAAGCUUCUCCAUCAGCUAUAGCUGCCAGUAUGGGUAAAGGAAUGAGUAGUUCUGAGAGAGCAGCUCUUAAUGCACCCAGACAAAGCUCAUUCUCCUCUCAAUUUGCUGCAAUUACAGCAGCAGCAGAAAGAGACGAAGAUUCCCGUUCACCACCAGCAGGGGGAAGUAAAGGAAAAUUAGAACAGAUGAAAAUGGAAACUGAUAUUAAACAGGAAGACUCAGAAAUAACUGAAAAUCAUAUGGAAAAUCAUGGAGGGAAGAGCAUUAAGAAUGAAAUUAAGAUGGAUAUCAAACAGGAGAUCAAGUCAGAGCCCUUAGAAGAAAAUAUUAAAAUCAAAGAAGAACCUGGUCUGAUAAAGGAAGAGUCCAAUAUGUCUGAAAGUUCUGAUAUUAAGCCCUCUAUUACUGACACUGCCAAUGCCACAGCUACAGGGAGCGAUAGUAAACAUAAAAUUUUCAAAGCAGAUGAAUUGCGCCACAAAUUGAUGCCUACUUUAGAAAAAUUAUUUAGACAAGAUCCAGAAAGUAUACCAUUUAGACAACCUGUUGAUCCUCAAACUUUGGGCAUCCCAGAUUAUUUUGAUAUUGUUAAAAGACCAAUGGAUCUUUCCACUAUUAGACGAAAAUUAGAUAUAGGCCAGUAUGUAGAUCCUUGGGAAUAUGUAGAUGAUGUAUGGUUAAUGUUUGACAAUGCAUGGCUUUACAAUAGGAAAACCAGCAGAGUGUAUAGAUACUGCACUAAGUUGUCAGAAGUUUUUGAGCAAGAAAUAGAUCCUGUUAUGCAAUCAAUGGGGUAUUGUUGUGGAAGAAAGUAUACUUUUAAUCCACAAGUUUUAUGCUGUUAUGGAAAACAACUUUGCACAAUUCCCAGAGAUGCUAAAUACUUUAGUUAUCAGAACAGUAGUCUGAAGGCGUAUGGGCUAGCAUCUGACAGGUACACUUUUUGUCAGAAGUGUUUCAAUGAAAUUCAAGGAGACACUGUUACAUUAGGGGAUGAUCCUACUCAGGCCCAAACAGCAAUAAAAAAGGAUCAAUUCAAGGAGAUGAAGAAUGAUCAUCUGGAAAUGGAGGACUUUGUAAAUUGUACAGACUGUGGGCGUAAACUCCAUCAAAUAUGUGUUCUUCAUAUAGAAGCAAUUUGGCCGCAAGGUUUUACUUGUGACGAGUGCAACAAACUUAAAGGACAAAAGAAACGAGAUAAUAAAUUUACCGCGAAACGACUACCUCCAACAAACUUAGGCACAUACAUUGAACAUAGAGUGAAUAUAUUUUUGAAAAAGAAAGAAGCCGGCGCGGGUGAAGUGUCUAUACGUGUAGUGUCUAGUUCGGAAAAAGUAGUCGAAGUUAAACCUGGCAUGCGCGGUAAGUUUGUCGAAAGUGGUGAACUCGCCGGGGAAUUUCCGUACCGUGCGAAAGCUCUUUUUGCAUUUGAAGAAAUUGAUGGGAUUGAUGUAUGUUUUUUUGGUAUGCAUGUGCAAGAGUAUGGUUCGGAGUGUCCGCCGCCUAAUACGCGACGGGUUUAUAUAGCUUAUUUAGACUCAGUUCAUUUUUUUAAACCAAGACAAUUUAGGACUGCUGUUUACCACGAGAUUUUAUUAGGUUAUAUGGACUAUGUAAAACAAUUAGGUUAUACUACGGCUCAUAUUUGGGCGUGCCCUCCUUCGGAAGGUGAUGAUUACAUCUUCCAUUGCCAUCCUCCGGACCAAAAGAUACCAAAACCUAAGAGAUUGCAAGACUGGUAUAAGAAGAUGUUAGAUAAAGGAUAUAUUGAAAGGAUAGUGUUAGACUAUAAGGAUAUUCUCAAGCAAGCCAUGGAAGAUAACUUAAAAUCAGCAGCAGAUCUUCCGUAUUUUGAGGGUGACUUUUGGCCAAAUGUUUUAGAAGAAAGUAUAAAAGAGUUAGAUCAAGAAGAGGAAGAAAAGAGAAAACAGGCUGAGGCUGCAGAGGCUGCUAUUUUUUCAUCCAUGGAAGAAUGUGAAGUUGGUCCCGACGGUAAAAAGAAGGGACAGAAGAAAGCCAAAAAGAGUACAAAGUCAAAAGCAAAUCAAAGAAAAAAUAGCAAAAAAUCUAAUACUCCCCAAACAGGCAAUGAUUUGUCUGCGAAAAUUUUUGCAACCAUGGAAAAACAUAAAGAAGUGUUCUUUGUCAUUAGGUUACAUUCUGUACAGUCUGCUGCUAGCUUAAAGCCAAUUCAGGAUCCUGAUCCUUUUAUAAACUGUGAUUUAAUGGAUGGUCGAGAUGCAUUCCUAACACUCGCCCGUGAAAAACAUUAUGAAUUCUCUUCUUUAAGAAGGGCCAAAUAUAGUACUUUGUCUAUGUUAUAUGAAUUGCAUAAUCAAGGUCAAGAUAAAUUUGUAUAUACUUGUAAUAGUUGUAAAGCCCAUGUGGAAACAAGGUAUCAUUGUACUGUGUGUGAAGACUUUGACUUGUGCAUCCAAUGUUAUGAGAAAGAAGGUCAUCCUCACAAAAUGGAGAAACUUGGAUUGGAUAUUGAUGAUGGAAGUUCACCUAGUGAUAGCAAAGCCAAUCCAGGAGAAGCUAGAAAAUUAUCUAUACAGCGUUGUAUCCAUUCUUUGGUACAUGCUUGUCAAUGCAGAGAUGCCAAUUGUCGGUUACCAAGCUGUCAGAAGAUGAAACGAGUCACAAAUCACACCAAAUUGUGCAAGAGGAAAACAAAUGGUGGUUGCCCUAUUUGCAAACAACUCAUCGCUCUAUGUUGCUAUCAUGCCAAACACUGCCCAGAAAACAAGUGUCCUGUACCAUUCUGUUCAAACAUAAAGCACAAACUAAAACAACAACAAUUGCAACAAAGGUUGCAACAGGCGCAACUACUUAGGAGAAGAAUGGCUGUUAUGACUAGAACAGCACCAGCAGCGAAUCCUAUACCAGGUGGUGCUAAUGUCACUAUGGGUGGUGCUGGUGUGCAAUCAGUAGUACCAGGUGCUGUUAGUCCUGCUAAUUCAAUGAGUACAGGUUUGCCAAAUCCUCAAAUGGGAAUACCAUCUCCUCACCAACCUGGAAUUGGUCUAAAACCACAAACACCGCCAGCCAAUGUACUUCAAGUAGUUAAACAAGUUCAGGAGGAAGCUGCAAGGCAACAAGCACCUCACGUUGGUUAUGGCAAAGUCAAUCCAGGUCAAGUUCCUGGUCAGAAUAUGCCUCCACCACAAAUUAGGAAUAUGGGACAUCUUGGAGCAGGACAAAGUGGAGGUAAUCUCUUACCAAUGGAACAAUGGCAACAAAGGUAUCCAAGUGGUGUAGCACCAGGUAUUCGACAGCAAGGUCCACCAGUAAUGCAGCCAAACCAGAUGGGUCAAACACCCAUGCAGACGAACCAAGCGGGUGUCAGGCCGGGUACUGCGCCUAUAAGUGCUCCUGGAAGUAUGAUGCAGAAACAAGCCUUACAGCAACUUAUGCAAACUUUAAGAUCGCCGCAGUCUGCUGAACAACAACAACAAAUUUUAUCAAUACUUAAAUCCAAUCCACAACUUAUGGCUGCAUUUAUUAAACAAAGACAGCAGGCACAGCAAAUCCAACAGGCAGGCGGUGGUAAUCCUUCCCAACAACAACAACUGCAACAUAUCCUUAACCAACAGCCAAAUGCCAAUCAACAGCAUCAAAACCGAAUGCAGAUUCAAGGAGGUUUAAUAAAUCAAGCGCAAGCUCAAGGUCUCAGUCAAGGCCCUGGACCUAGCCAGCCAAUGACGCAGCAGCAACAAUGGUACAAACAUCAACAGAUGCUGGCAAUGCGGCAACAACAGGCGGCAGCACAACAGCAGCAACAACAGCCUAGUUUUCAGCAACCUGGAGCUUGUCCGACCUACCAACAGAGGUUACCAGGUAUUAGGCAGCCACAUAUGGGUUACAACAAUUCAUUUGGCGACCAACAAUACCCACCAAUGCAAGGACUUAAACCAACACCACCACCUGUACAGUCACCACAAGGUGUAAUGGGACCACCUCAAGGACAAGGCAUAUCUGUUCAACAGCAGCAACUGAUGCAAAGUGUGAGAAGUCCGCCCCCUAUUAGAAGUCCGCAACCGAGUCCUUCUUCACGGACGGCGCCGAGUCCUCGAAACCAAACAGUAGCGAGUCCACGGGGCCCUCAACAAUCUCCGCACGACCUCGCCGCAGCAUCGGAAAUGCUGUUAAGUCAGAAUCACUCGAAUGCUCUUCAUCCGCAUGCUUCACCAGUUGCCACACCAAACCAAGACUCAAAUAACGAAGUGCCGACCAUGACUCCACAAGACCAGUUAAGCAAAUUUGUGGAGCAACUUUAGUGGUGCAAUGUACUUCUUUCGAGACGAUUAUCAGACUAAUAAAAGUGAUAAAAAAUAUAUUUAUAUAUCUAUAUAUUUGUAAAUACUGUAGAUUGUGAAAAUAUGAAAGUGAUUAUGUAUUGAUUAUAUAUACAAAAUGUACAUAUGUUUCAUAGACAAACUGUAUCAUAUUAUACAUAUACAUAUUUAAUAUUUAGUGAAUUAAUUGAGUGAAAUUGAAGAUACCUUAAAGUAUUUAUGGCUUUGCGAGGCUGUGUUUAAAUUAACGGAUUGUUACCUAGUGAAUGGUAGACUUUGGCAUAGCUACGCAACUGUUAAUCGUUUUUUCUUUUUAUUUUUAUUUACAUUUACAUGACUUUGUAAAAAAUUAAUUAAAGAAUUUUUACCGAAACAUUUUAGUGUCGCGUCGGUAGCUAUUGUGAUGGCGGUCCUUAUAAAAUGGAUCUCCGUUUGUUUUUUAUAUAAUAUAUAUUUAUAAUUUAUAUACCUAUCGUCUUGUUUUCGUAUGUUACAACAUUCCACAAAGUGUGGGGUGCGGUGCUGGCACAAAUGACAAUCCUGAAGCCCACGCCAGUGCAAUAACUUAUUCAACAUCCCUCCUCUAAUUUAUUACUGAAAAUAAAACAACUAGAUUACUUAGUGUUAAGAAUUAUAUAAAAGAAAAUAAACAAUAAUUCUCAAUAUUACACAA